GUGAUUUGUGAAAAACAUCAAACAUUAGAAACUUUCUGCAGAAGAUCGGUACACAAAUUCAGCUCUUCAGUCGUCAUGCGUUUCAUUCUUCACUCUCUGUUACUGUGUGCUUCUCUACUUCUCUGUGCUUGCUAUGAUUCUCAAGAGAGCCGUGAGUCAUUUGAGGAUGUGUUUCUGAAUCGGUAUCGAGCGAAUGCCUUCAUGAGUGUCCCACGAGACAGAAUGUACAACCCGUACAUAUACAGGAGAGUAAAAUCCCCAUCUGAGCGCAGGGCAGAGAUUUGUGAAGAUUAUUCACCCUGUCGACUGUUAGCUCAUCGCUACGGUUUUCAGCUGGCCUAUCAAAGAUAUUUCGGUGGUCCGCAACUCAACACUAACCAACGGCAGAGUUACCCUAACCUGCGUCCAUACUGAAUCCUGCCUUCAAGAUGAAACAUUUACAUAUUACUUCAUCUUAUUUACAUAAAUCCUUCUGUCUUGCUAUUUACAUGUGCUUGCUCAUUAACAAAGACCCACAUAUUUGCUUACUUUUGCCUUUUUUUUAACUUUUUCAAGUUAAUGUUUAAUUAUAAUAGCAUUUAUUCAUGAGUUGAUUCAUCUGUAUUUGUUUUGACAUAAGUUCAGUGGUCACACUGUCUCUUUGUUACAGGUAAUUUUUGCUGUUUUGAAUAGCACUUGUUAUUAGUAGGCUAUAAAACACAAUUAAAGUAUUGCACCUUC
Messenger RNA from Misgurnus anguillicaudatus (oriental weatherfish), 720 nucleotides. RefSeq names its product matrix Gla protein (gene mgp). Lineage: Eukaryota; Metazoa; Chordata; Actinopteri; Cypriniformes; Cobitidae. The record is from RefSeq and is a predicted model, not a curated record. Gene Ontology annotation, cellular component: extracellular region. Gene Ontology annotation, molecular function: calcium ion binding.